Varroa destructor (honeybee mite) is the source of this 1420-nucleotide messenger RNA. RefSeq names its product tRNA-queuosine alpha-mannosyltransferase. The record is from RefSeq and is a predicted model, not a curated record. NCBI's taxonomy places the organism in Eukaryota, Metazoa, Arthropoda, Arachnida, Mesostigmata, Varroidae. Gene Ontology annotation, molecular function: glycosyltransferase activity.
ACCUCAUAUGCUUACAGCAUGUUUUCGAUUCGACGAGUCCUCGUACAACACGUAGCUUCUGCGGUAUGAAAUAACAACAUCCGGUUUGAGAGCUUCGGCUGUACGACAUCGGAACAGGGCCAAUGUCUUCUUCAAAAGAGAGUGAAGUCUGUCAUGAAGCUUUAAGAAAGCAUGGCCGAAAUUCUGCUUGUGGAGGCAUUUUACGGAGGCUCCCACGCUCAGCUAAUGGAUCUUCUAGUUAAUCAUUUGAGCGAGCGUCUGCAGCCAGGGGAGGUUGAUCUAGUGACGAUGACGGAUAAGAAGUGGCACUGGAGAGCCCGUACUUCUGCACUAUGGUUAGCGAUGAACAUCCCUAGAAAAAGGUAUAAGAGGCUCUUCAUAAGUUCAGUGGCGAACCUCGCAGAAUUACUCGGACUGCGACCAGAUCUAGCCGGAUGCGAGAAAAUCCUGUAUUUUCAUGAAAAUCAACUGGAGUACCCCGUUCGAAAUCCGAAACUUUGCGAUUACCAGUAUGGCUAUAACCAGAUUUUGUCGGCAUUGGCUGCCGACAAAAUUGUUUUCAAUUCUGAGUUUAAUAAGAGAACGUUCCUCGACAAAAUGGACCCUUUCCUUAAUAGCCAGCCCGGCUAUCAUACGCCGUGUAGAAGCCUGAUUGAGCCUAAGAGCUCCGUGCUCUAUUUUCCCAUAACCUUGGAACGAGUCAAGGAGCCUGCGAAUAAUUCUGUCCUACAUAUUGUGUGGCCACACCGCUGGGAGCACGACAAGGGGCCGGAUGAGUUCUUUCAUGCUAUGGAGGAACUGAAAAAAGCUGGCUGCGACUUCAAGCUGAUAGUGCUUGGUCAGCGCUACGAUGAGGUUCCAGAAGUAUUUGAAAAGGCUCGCGUCUCCCUCUCAUCGAAUAUCAUUCACUGGGGCUAUGCGCCUUCAAAGGAAAAGUUUCUGCAAUUGCUCCGGAACUCAGACAUCGUCGUAUCUACGGCACUUCACGAAUUCUAUGGUGUAGCGGUAUUGGAAGGUGCUUUUUCGGGUGCCCUGCCAUUGGUACCGAAUCGACUCUCUUACCCAGAACUGUUUCCGAAGGGAUGCAUUUAUAAUACACGUGCGCAACUCGUCAAAAAACUCAAGGAGUUUUGCCGUAAGCCACUGGUUCCGCGUAGGUUAUGUUCAUCAUUGGAUCUCAGCAAGUACCACUGGAGUUCACUCAAGGCUGGGUACCAAGAUGCGUUGAUGCCACCCCCCGCCAAAAAUUCCUCUUAUUGAAAUUAUAACACAAUAAUAAAAUACGAUUGAUGUUGUUGAACUAAUUUGUGUUAAGUAAAAUCUUCCUACUCUUGAUUUUUGACCUAAGAAGUAUUCGUCGGACGACGUGAGCAAGUUCACGUAAACAAGACAUUUUGGAAGUUACCUUUGGCCAUUACGC